This is a messenger RNA of Drosophila ficusphila, 1840 nucleotides long. RefSeq lists its product as uncharacterized. Gene Ontology annotation, molecular function: transmembrane transporter activity. Gene Ontology annotation, biological process: transmembrane transport. Bases 60 to 1772 code for a protein of 570 amino acids. Gene Ontology annotation, cellular component: membrane. NCBI's taxonomy places the organism in Eukaryota, Metazoa, Arthropoda, Insecta, Diptera, Drosophilidae. The transcript is spliced from 3 exons. The record is from RefSeq and is a predicted model, not a curated record.
CUCACGAGGACGGUUGGUUACCCCUCGAAAAAAACAAUAAAUAGGAAAAACCCAACGAAAUGAGAAACGAUAAGUUUGCACAACCACCCGGCGGUGGUUUUCCAUCGGCACCACCGCAACACGGAUAUCCACAGCCAGGAUUCAAUCAAGAGGGGUACCCACAACCUGGAUUUAAUCAACAAGGAUAUCCACAGCAGGGUUAUCCACAGCAGGGUUAUCCACAGCAGGGAUACUCCUGGGAUCCUCCACCACCACAGCCAGGAUUUUCGGGCUAUCCACCGCCACCACCACAGCACGGAUAUCCACCACAGUACUACGGCGCACCACCGGGAUACGGAGCUCCAGCAGCACCGCCACCACCUCCCCUUUCCACCCAACAAACCACCACAGUGGUGGUGAACAAUGGCUGGUACAGUCGCAAUCAGAAGAACAAGCCCCAAUCAAAUGCAGUUGGCGCAGCUGGUUUAAUUUUUGUUUCCGGUGGCAUGAAUAUUGCGUGGAGCAUUGGCUUUCACGGGAAACUCUACUAUAAAACCAGCGAUCAUAAUUUUGCAGCCUGGUUUAUUGGUGCCAUAAUAGGAGCGGUGCUCAGCUGUUUUCUCACCAAUAAAGUGGCCAAGAAAUACGUAUUGAUCUUCAGUUCGAUUCUGGUCAUGAUUGGUGGAAUUGUGAUUGCCAGUACGAGAAACAAUGGCGAUGCCACGUUGGCGGCUUCCUAUUUAGAUGGAAUUGCCAAUGGUUUGGUGUUUGCUCCAUUUUUGGCGUUGGCAGGAGAGGUAUCCGUUUCCUAUAUGAGGGGCUUGGUCUCAGCCAGCAUCGAGCAGAUGUGUUUUGGCCUCGGAAUUUUUCUGCAGAUCAUCUACACACAGUCCUGGAACGCCUCCUCCUACCAAUCUUACAAUUCCUUUUCGGCGGAGAAUAUGAAGGGUGUGCUGAGCAUUAUUUACGGAUUGUUUGCACUGAUUAUUGGCUCACUGCUUUGCAUUGAAUCUCCUGUGAUUAUGCUGGCAAACAACGAUGAACAGGCUGCCAUCGACGCCCUUCGAAGACUCCAAAGACCUUAUGUUUUAACCAACGAAACCUACGAACAAUUGGCGGAGCACAAGAAGUACUUGGCACAAAAUAAGGAUCUUUCAUUGGCCCAGAGCAUCAGACAGGCUCUUCCCACCUUCCUUCGACUGGUUUUUCUUAGAGGUUUGAAUGCCAUGAGCAUUUCUAGUUUCAUCUUUCUGAGCAUCCAAUAUUCCUUGAAAAUUACUUAUGGUAAAUAUGGAUCGGGAUACUUGGGUUGGUACAUUGGAUUUGGAGUUUGUCGUUGGAUGGGAAACUUUGUGGCCACCUUCUGCAUGGAAUCCCUUGGUCGAAAGAAGCCAACUCUCUUGGGUCUCUUGGUCUGCAGUGUUCUGGCCUUUGUGAUUGCAGCGCAGUACAACAUAAGGACUUAUAACACAGGAAAUACCAUAAUGCUGCUGGUCUUCGAACUCUUCGCGGGAAUCGCCUUUACUGCAACUUCGCCGUAUCUUUCGGAGGGAUAUCCCUUGGGAGUCAAGCAGCAUUUCAUCUCCUUCACCUUCAUCGCCGAAAUGCUGGUCUUCAUCAUCUUGGUGGUGAUCGAUUGGGGCCACAGCCAAGGAGCCACUUACUUCUAUGUCCUGGGAGGAAUGUAUUUGUUUGGCUGCAUUUUCGGAAUUAUUUGCCUGCCGGAAACCAGAAGAACCACUUUGCGGGAGGCCCAGGAUAAGUUCAGCAAAUUCAUCUGCACGGGUUUCUAGCCAGUAACAUAUUGUACUUAGCCUAUUAGUCAUACCAAAGAUAAUAAACAUUUAUAGCUAGACAAGCA